Toxotes jaculatrix (banded archerfish) is the source of this 2707-nucleotide messenger RNA. It is a transcript of the gene bcas1, whose product is annotated as brain enriched myelin associated protein 1. The record is from RefSeq and is a predicted model, not a curated record. Bases 152 to 1699 code for a protein of 515 amino acids. Lineage: Eukaryota; Metazoa; Chordata; Actinopteri; Toxotidae. The transcript has 15 exons. Gene Ontology annotation, biological process: myelination.
GGCAGGUACAGCAAGUCCAUCUCACUGAGUGACAGACACUUUCCAUAUUAGUUUUUCUGAAGGAGGAUAUCACUUGCUUGGCUUGCAGAGGUGUAAUAAGUUGCUCCAGUUGAAUUUGAGCUGAAAGCUGUGGGUCUGGACUGGGAAAAAUAUGGGAAACGAGCAUUCCAAGAACAAAGAGCUAACCAAGAAUGGGAAAAUUCCUGAGAAGCAUGAAAAUGGAUCAGUGAAUGGCCUCUCUGCAAACAUCACAUCUAAUGGAUUGGAGAUUGAGGUUAAAGGUGAAACCAUAGUCCACCAAAACGGUGAACCCUUGUCCUUAAACCUUGCCACAGAAUCGACUGAGCCUGACUUUGUGAUAGUCGAAUCAGACUGUCAGCCAGCUGAGGCUCAAGUUAUUUCUGAAAUGCCUGAACCCACCGUCCAGAAGGAAGAGGUCAAGAAAAAUAAAGGAGAAAAAGUUAGUCUUUUUGGCAAAAUGUUGAAAAAGAAAGCAGAACCUCCAGCUGACGUCGAGAGUAAAAAGAGAGAGGAAAAAGAGACGUCAAAUGAAGAUCAAACGGACCUAAGCCCUCCUGCCCCUGAUCCACAGCUGGAGACAGCUAACCUAAAGCAAGAAUCAGAACCAUUAAAGGAGCCACCAAGUGUGACUCUAGACCCAAGUCCAGAGGAAGAAAAAGCUCCUGAAACAGACAACGGACACAGUCAACCUUUGGAAAACCAAGAGGAGAGUAAGCCUGAAGAUAAUCCAGUUAUGAACUUCUUCAAAACGCUAGUGACUCCCACUAAAACACCCAAAAAGGAAACAACUACUCCUGAUGCCACAAAAGAGCAGUCCCAGAAGGAGACCCAACCAGCCGCAACCACUACUGCUGCACAAAUAUCUGAACCUCCCGCGGCACCCAAAGGAAUGUCUAUCCCACCACCACCUCCCCCAGAGCCACCAAAAAUGGAAAUCAAAGGAGAACCGGCUGCCAAAUCUGUGAAACUCACACCAAAAGAAGAACCAAAAGCUGCUGCAAAGGAACCUGAGCCCUCAAAAGGAAAAUCAGCCAAAGAUACUCUGAGCAAAUUCUUCCGCCCAAAGACAAUCAAAGAGGCGCCACAGCCAGCAGUAGAAGUACAGCAGGAGACACCAGUGGAGGCACCAGAGCCAGUUGUAGAACUCCAGAGUGAAAAUAAGGUUGAACCUCAGGAGACAGCAGAGGAGGUGGCACAGCCAGUUGUAGACGAGCAGACGGUGGAUGGGUUAACACCUCCAGUGGUAGAAGCUGAGAAAGUGGAUCCCUCAAAAGCUAACACCCUGGAGGCUGCCGCAAAGCCGGAACCGCCCCCGCCUGUUCAGGAAGAAAAGAAAACAGCCUCAAAAUCAUCCUUCCUUUCUCUCUUCAAGCCUAAAGCUGCUGAACCCAAGAAGGCGACCCCUGCCCCAGCUGCAGCAGCAGAGGCAGCUCAGACGGCUAAACCCAAGGAGGAGCCCAAAGCAGCGGCCAAGUCGUCAGAGGUGGUUGUAGAUAACAAACAAGCUUCAGUGGCCCCCCAAGCUGGAGAUGAUGCAGCCAGUGUUCCCAGGAGACUGGAGAAGAGGAACUCCAUCCAGCUGUUCUUUAAAAAUCUGGGUCAGAAACGUCAUUCCACAGAUGCCGGAGUCCAGACAGAGCCGGUCACUGUUGCUCCAGCAGCAGAGAAGGCCAAAUGAAACCAAAAGCAACACUGAAGUUUCCCUGUACAGACUCCCUUACUCAAUCUUUACCUCUCUCUGUGUCUCAUCACCCCUUCAAACCCUUGAAUUACUUUAACUACAUUUUUUGUUUGUUACUGUUUAGAAGAUACAAUAUGAAAGAAGAGGUUACUGGAUAAAAGGAUAAAAGCAAGUUGUGAGAGAGAAUAGCAAGCAGUGGUGAUUUGAAAGGGUCAAGGGCCCACUUGAUGGUAAGGUUGUUGAGGUAUAUACAAAUAUAUAUAUUUUUUGGUCAUACAAAUGUCUUGACAAGUAUCGCAAUGUGAGUGUGAAACCUUUUCUACAGGCAUUUAAAGUGACUUCUCUCUGAUCUUACGACCUGACACACUAGGCUUAUGCAACAUACAGUACCACGCUUUGCUUUUAGCAGCUAAUUUGUCUGAAACAUUUAAAAACACAUUGUCAAAUAGGUUCUAUUUUUACACUUCGUACCAGAAAAAUCAUGCAGUCGUUGCUAUGCAGAGGUUACUAUGAAAUGAUAUUGAGAAAGGUACUUAAAUAUAUAUGACUUUAAAACUGAAAGCUCCUAAUAGAGCUAACUGCACUUACAGAUUUUAUUUUAACACUAUGUGAGCUAUUUGUAAACUAAAGCAUGUACGUACGUAUCUCAAAUCGUCAUAUUUUGGGCCAUAUGGGAAAUCACAAUCUUUAGUGUUCUGUGGGGAACUGAUUGUAAGUAUUCAUAUUAACAAACGCAUCUGAGGUGGCAAAAUGGUGUCAUUGUGCAAAUGUGUCCUUGUGGUACGUUUUGCAGUCAUAGUAGCAAUAAAUCACAGCCAAUUAGCUUUUAAUUUGAUAGCAGCACUUUUUGUCAUGUCAUUUAACUGAAGUAUCAAAGUGUUUUUUUUUUUUUUUUCAUUUGUCCUUGGCAUAUGUGCAAUUGAUAUCGUGCUUUUUGUUUGCCUAUGUGUGUCGCGUGUAUGUGUAACUUCAGUUAUCUUGAAGCCAAUAAAUGUGUUCACCAUU